Trichobilharzia szidati is the source of this 1368-nucleotide messenger RNA. Lineage: Eukaryota; Metazoa; Platyhelminthes; Trematoda; Strigeidida; Schistosomatidae. The record is from the annotation of a GenBank genome assembly.
CGCGACGUUUAAUUUCAAACAGCAAACUUGAUUCACGUGAGUCUGUAUCAAGGAAACUGGGUAUUAGAACAUUGAGCAAAAAGCGGCUAAAUUUGAUGUGUUGCGUUUCGUUAUGCCAGAAAUUGUCCCGAAUAGAGUUGUUAGCUUUACGAGUGAGGACAAGGCAUUUCCUGCAUCCAAUCUAUUAAAAGGAUCAUCAUUUUCAAAAUGGCGUUGCCUUACCGGUGGAACAAAACAGGAAGCAGUGGAAUUCAGUUUCUCAGAACCUGUUGAAAUUUCACGCAUAGACAUUGGAAAUAAUGGUUCUGCUUUUAUUGAAGUGUUGGUGCGAAGAUCUGCAUCAUCUGAAGAUCCGUCGGUACUGCUUCCAUCUUCAUCUUUUAUGUCUCCAGUGGAUGCAAAAAACGAGACUAAUCUUAAUCGUGUUCGUGUAUUCAGUGGCGAUCAGUUUACAAAAUCAGUUGCUAGUCAAAAAUGGGAUAUUGUUAAAUUUGUCUGCUCUCAACCAUUUAACAAAACACUACAGUAUGGUAUUUCUUUUGUUUUCUUUCAUACUCCAGCUACGUCGAAUCCUCCAGCUGAUAAUAAUAAAGGAAUCAAAGUUGAUAGUCUGAUCACUGAGGACGAUACAGAUUCACUUGAUUUCAAACCGGGAUCACUUUUUCAGGCUUCACGUCAGGCAGUAUCUUGCAGUCAAGAUAGCUCGGAAUCUAAAUCUUCAGUUUCAGAUAAACUUAUUGCAGCUAAACAGUCGACGAAUGUAUCGGCUACUGUAAAUACACCCAAACCAUCAGUUCAUCAAGUGAAUCGACAAAAUACUACUACAAAAGUCAGUAACACUGUUCAUCACUCCAGCCAAAAACCUGCUUCUUCGUCUUCUUCUUCUUCUUCUCCUGCCCCUUCUUCCUCUGCUUCUUCGUCUAGUCAAACACCGAAAGCAUCUGAAGGACAAAGAACAAUUAAACCAACUCAGUCUGCAUCGAACAAACCUCUAUCAAAUGUUAUCUUCACACUGAGUGGUUAUCAAAAUCCCUUACGAAGUCAAAUUAGAGAUAAAGCACUCGAGCUUGGCGCCAAGUAUAGACAAGAUUGGACUGCGGAUUGUACACACUUAAUUUGUGCAUUUCCAAACACACCGAAAUUUAAUACAGUUAAAGGAAAAGGUAUAAUUGUUUCUGAUAAGUGGAUUACACAAUGUUAUGAAACAAAAAGUUGUGCACCAUGGCGUAGUUAUCGUGUUGGUCGAGCUCCUAGUCCACCAAAUGCUAUUUCUGUACACCCUCCUGCUUCUAAUAAUUCUGAUGACAGUGAUGACAGUCAAUCACCUCCAUCAAGGUCAACCCAACGUGUACCAAGCUUAAGAAUGAG